Messenger RNA from Aedes aegypti (yellow fever mosquito), 6858 nucleotides. RefSeq names its product protein LSM14 homolog B (gene tral). Gene Ontology annotation, biological process: cytoplasmic stress granule assembly; P-body assembly. Gene Ontology annotation, molecular function: mRNA binding. The coding region runs from base 686 to 2209 and encodes 507 amino acids. The record is from RefSeq and is a predicted model, not a curated record. Lineage: Eukaryota; Metazoa; Arthropoda; Insecta; Diptera; Culicidae. The transcript is spliced from 9 exons. Gene Ontology annotation, cellular component: P-body.
GGCCGAAGCACACGAGCCAGCAGUCGGCAGUCUAGAGCGUACGCGAACGGGUUUGUUAUUUCGAAAUUUCCUUACAAUUAUGGAUCUUUUCCGGUAGUGAAUUAUUUAAAAGGCUUCGUUUCGAUUUCUUACGGUGAAGGAUAUUGAUUCAAUCACUGGCUGUGCGGCCGCUGCCGUUUCCUCCGUCGUUGCAAGCAAUCAUCGUCAUCAGUGAAACUCGAUCAUCAUCAUCAUCAGCAGCCAAUCGUCAUCAGUAUUUUCGACGGUAGUGUCAUCAGCAUCAAUCUUCGAGCUAGCGGCUUGAAACAGUCGUCCAUCUUUGAAUCGUCGAAUAAGCCAGCCAGCCUACUACGUGCCGUGUAGUUUGCGUUUUUUCCGCAUUCAUUCGCCGUAAAGUGCUGAGGAAGGAUCUCGGAUAUUCUCUCCUGGGGGACAAGAGUGAAAGCAUUCGAAAAAAGUGUAGUGUGGAGUGUGGAUUGAAGGGAAAAUUUCCCACCUUUCCUUUUUUGCUUUUGGUUGUCGCUUUUCGAAUGGUCGUCGCAUUUUGUGCGAAAUCAUCGCGUUUUGGCUUGGAUUAUCGUCGUUUUUUUCAAGCAAGAAAGGGAAAAUAGUGUGCUGAAAAGACAAGUGUAAAAGUUUUUCCGUAACGAGUGCAGCCAACUUGGAUUAGAGGCCAUCAGCCAAGAUGAGUUGCCCAAUGCCGGAGAUCGGUUCCUGCAUAUCGCUGAUUUCGAAAGCCGACAUCCGAUAUGAGGGCUUGCUGUUCACCGUGGAUCCGGACCGUUGUACCAUAGCUCUAGCACGGGUAAAAUCUUACGGUACGGAAGAUCGUGAAACGCAGUUCCCUAUCGCACCGCAGAACCAAUGCUACGAUUACAUUCUGUUCCGUGGGUCCGACAUCAAGGACAUCCGCGUCAUCAACAACAAUCCUGUGCCGAACGAUCCGGCCAUCAUGCAGAUGCAUUUGCCGCCACAGCAGCCACUUCCGCCGAUGCAGAACAAGCUCGGACAGCCCGGAUUCCAGCCGCAGCCGGGCUUCAUGAUGCCUCCCAUUGGUCCCGGAGGACCCGGUCCGAUGGGCGGCCCACCGCCCGGUCAUCAACCGAUAGGUCAACCGUACUCUUCAUUCGGUGGAAUGAACAACCUUGGAGAUUUGAUUGGGGGCGGAGCUGGUGGAGCCGGCGGUGCCGGAGGAGCCAGCGGAUCCCGCUCGACGACUCCGAGCAACUUGCUGUCCCGUAAAAGCCCAACCGUCGAUAUGGGAGUACAAACGAACCAGCAACAGCAGGGAGCUGGUCAACAGAACAACCGGGACGGUAACCGUAGCGGAGGCGAUGGUGGAAAUCUGGAUCGUGGUAACAUGCCACCGCGCAAUAGGAACAAUAGCCAGCGCAGUCAGGGACAGCAACAGCAGCGCGAGAGACGCGAUUCUGGCAAGACCGAUGGCCAAAUGAAGGAUAACUAUAACAAGAACAUGCAGAGACAAGGAGGUGGCAAUCAGAACCGUGGCUGGCAUAAUAAUCGUGGCAAUAACCAGAAUAUGAGCAAUAACAUGCGUGGCCGUCCGCGUGGACGUGGAGGUCUACCGCAGGGUGGCAACCGCGCAAAGAAUCUGCUCAAGUUCGAGAACGACUAUGACUUCGAGCAGGCCAACAGCAAGUUCGAGGAACUCCGAUCCCAGCUGUCCAAACUCAAGGUGGGCGAUGAAGCAAAGCCAGAGCAGCUGAACACCGAACAGCUGGAUAAGCAAAAGGACGAUUCCGGCAACGAAACGGGCGCCGGAGACCACGAGCAGGAAGAGGAGGAUCUUGUGUGCUACGACAAGGCCAAGUCGUUCUUCGAUAACAUCUCCUGUGAGGCGAUCGAGCGAGCCAAGGGCAAGCAACAGCGCACCGACUGGCGACAGGAGCGAAAACUGAACACCGAAACGUUCGGUGUCGGAUCCACCCGGCGUGGAGGCUACAACCGACGCGGAGGCUACUACAACCGUGGUCCGCACAACUACCGCAACAACCAGUACCGUGGCGGUAACAAUUACCGGGGACGCAGCGGUAAUCGCCCCAACCAACCCAACGGUCUUCCUCACAACACCAGUCGCCUAAACACCAACCAGCAGCAACAGCAACAAGCGCAACAACAGCAAGCGUCCCAACAGCAGCAGCAGCAACAGCAGCAACCAGCUGUUAUAGAGGUUGCGGCAGGCAAAUAAUGCUGUAAAACAACUAAGGAUGUACUUUUACUUUUAAAAAGCUGACCAGAGUUCCGUAAAAGCUUAUCACCAAAUAGAAGAAGACCAAGCAGUAACAGAAAAUUGAUAGCAUGAUGAGGUCCUGCUGCGGAGCUGUGCUCCCUGCAAGCGUUAUUUGCAAACCUCCAGGCCGAUUCGAGGGUCUCCGGAAAAAACGCGUCCCUUUGUAAAGCCCUGAGGAAACAUAAUAAAAAAGAUAGAAAGUAAUGAAACAGACCAACAGUGUGAAUCGCAAAGGACUCGAGAGAAGGCGUAAGGAAUUGCUCACCUAGGGUUAGAGGAGAUACUGUAAUAUUCGAAGUGCCACUCGCUGCAACAGCGACGGAGAGUGCUCGAAUCUGAAAGAGACACCUACGCGUAUUUAUCUGGACGUGAACGCUUAUCACACGCACACGCCGGUUCCGUAACCGAGCGCGCAUCAGGGAAAACAAAAAACGAGGACAACGUCGAACGUGUGUCCCCACCACAAACUUCCCUUUCCCACGAAUCGAUGCCAAUCGGAACGAACGGAUCCGCGCCUGUGGUUCGCUAUCAUGGAAUGCAACUAAAAAAAGAAUCUAGAAUAAUCUGUGAACUCAAAUUGAAAUCGCCUUCUUUCCCUUCGAUUCAGUCCCACCGCUGCGUGCAAACAUUUGUGUGCCCGUUAAGAUGAGAUUUGUUUUUCUAUUGCUGGCAACGGAAAAUUUGUGUCAUCGCCGUCGAAUCAGGGAAUAUGAAAGAGAGGGAGUCAUCCCACAAAGAGGAAAGUAAAGCGAGUACCGAGACCAGGAGGAUACCGGAACUACAACCGUGUACAGUACAGGAAGAAGCCAUCAUCACAUGUGGAGCAAAUGGACGUGAAUAGAGUUUAGGUGAAUUUAGACAUAUGGUAGUAUUUUGAUGCUCGGGAGAGUCAGGGCACCAGCAGGACUUCUAUUUGAAUUUGCAAUGCGAGGAGAUAGGAAAAGAGGAACUUUGUAGAAUUUGGAAAUCGCGAGAGCGGAACGUGAAGUGAAUGAGCAACUUUUUUUGCAUUAAGAAUGAACAUAAUGAUUAAGCUAAUAUAUGAAGAGCUGGAAACUAAUACUACUCCCCUAGAACAAUAGAGGAGAUCAAAAAGUGUAAAGAAAUGACAAAUUUAGGCAUGGAGCAAACAUUUAGGAUUAUUUAAGCAAGAGAACAUCGAAAGAUGUCAUCGCGCCAGAAGCGCGAACCCGUUCCAGGAAAUGAGAUGAGAGAUGAAGUAGAGAAUUUCAUAGAGGAGAGCCCGUGAAUGAACACCGCUGGAGUUGUCCGAGAAAAUCGAUCAAAGAUUAAAAUUUAUAUUAUUCAAGCCAAUAUAGAAACGUUACUGAAAUUGAUAUUCAAACUGUGUGUGAUAGAGUACUUAUGAAGAGGGCGUUUAGGAGACGAAUGCGCGGUGCGGAGAUUUUUCUUUAAUGUUUACUGAUUUCCUCACUACACAGCUUAUUUUCUUAAUUAUUAUUUUCUUUUUUUAAUUUCUAGUUUUUUUUAACCUAACCAAAAAUGCAUGCAUUUUCCUUGAUGCGAGGAAACUCUGGUGCGGUUGAGAGUUUAGUUUUCGUUUGUUUCCUACGACUUGUUAAGCAAAAACUGGGAUAGUUUGAGUUAAGUGCGAUGUUCAGGUCUCUGGCGGGUAAAUUGGGCUCUCUCUCUCCCGACAAGCAACUCGCAAACGAUAGAAUGUUAUUUCAACAGGUAUACCCGUAAUCUCGCAUAGCAUUUCGUUGGAGGAGAAGAUUGUAAACCCGAUUUUUUGUUCUGGAAAAGGAUUUUGAGAUAUAGUGCGGAGGAAUAAGGGAACUAUGUAAUAAUUAUGAUUAUGCUAAUAAUAUUGAAUGAUUAUAAAUAUUAUACGGAGGAAACGAUGGAAAAGCUUGGGCGUGUAAUUAUUUCACGAAAGUGCGUUUCGCAAGGGUUGAUUGAGUGACGACGUAAACUGUUUUGUGCUUUCGAAUACACAUUCUAGUGAUGCGUAUUCAAUGAAAAAAUCAAAUCUAUAAGCGGGCACAAACAUCAAUGUUAUCGAAAUGAUUUGGAAGGUUCAAAACAGUUUGCAUUGCCAUCACAAUAUUGAACUAAACACUCUGCGCAAACGCAUAUAUGAAAAUACUUAGCUAAAUCCUUGAAAUCGUAAGCAGAAGAGAAAAAAAAUCGGGCAUCGACUAAAAAUGAAAAAGAUUAGCUAAAAUCCAGUCGAUAAGAAAAACACUUGAUAUAGUACUGAACAAUUAGUUUAUAUGAACUACUCGGAAUCGUUUCAACACUACAUGAUAUGAUAGGAAGAAACUUUAAUCAGGAAUGGAUGCAUACUAUAAAGAUGGCUAAACUUUUCGGAUCGCCACGGGCGCCUAAUCAACCCGUAACGCGAUGACCGGAAUAACUCAAUGAAUUAAUGGGAACGAUAAAAAGCUAAGGAUCCAGUCAAUGGAAGAAGAUGGCCAAAAGAGUAAACGACGAGUAGUGUUUUUAUUGCUAUUAUAUUUUUUCGGGAGCUAGAAAGAGAGACGAAGGGAACCCGGAUCCGACCGAUCGGAGAUACCUAUUGACUAAAUAUAUAAGAGAAAGUGCGGAAGAGCAGAAAGCAGAAGUCAUUUAUACUAACACAGAAGAGCGGGAAGAGUGUGCCUGGCGUGUGGAUGGGAAAUAGACGUGAGUAAAAGAAGAUAGAAGGAGAGAAUUCACUCAAUCAGGAUUUGCGCACGGAAAUCGAAAUGGACACUAUUUUUAACAAUGAACUCAUGCAUAGAAGCGUAGUUUCUUUGCAAAACACACCAAGUCAGUCCACAGGAUUAAUACUACCACUGUAAAACGAACGGACUUCAGCAGCAGAACUAACACAAUAGACAGACAUAAAACCGUGAUGUAAUGAUGUACAAUAUAAAUCUGAUAUUAACAAGUAAGCGCAGAGAGACAGCAAAGGUAAUAUAUGGAUCAAAGUGAUUAUUCCUCACUUUUCUGUACUAGAACAAAAAUCAACUAUAUAUUAGAGCGGAAAGGAUCUAAACUACACAAACCAUGCCAAAUUCGGUCCAAUAGGUGUGCGCACAGUGAAGGGGAAACAGAUAUAGCUGUAAUUUUUAGUAUUCGAGAGGGCAAGAUAGGGGGAAGGAAUAGUAGAGCGAGGAGUGGAAUGUAGAAAACAAUAGCGAAUUACCAACCAACGUUUUAUAUUGGCCAAGCAAGUAGAGGAGUCUAAAUCCGGUUUACCAUUACGCGACAGGUGGCUUUGAUAAGCUAAGAUAAACAAUUGGAGGCAGGUCGUAACUUACCAUACCUUACGAACCUAUAGUUUAGUCAAACGGAGCUGUAAAUUUAUCUCUAAACUGCAAAAAUUGAUUAAAGUUUCAAGCCACUUUAAAAUCAAAAUCCAUGAAAUGGCAAGUCGACGUCUUGGUUUGUACUUGAGGCCUGGUAGCAGGUCUCUGUUUUAAAGACUUGAUCACUAUUCAAAUGCAAAGUCUCAAUUUUUAAAGGAACGAACAUUUUUAUCAAAGCAAAUUUGGCCAAUGUGAAGAAACUGCUGUAAUGAACUUGAAUUUCGUUUAGUAGCCCUAGCUAUCCAGAUUUCCGUUGAGCUACUAGUUUAUUGAUAAGAACACAUUCUACAAAAGUGGACUUUUUCGGCAGGGGAUCCUUAUUGGUAACUAAAUGCUGAACCUAAUCCGUUCUAAAUUUCAUAGUUAAUACAAAAGCUCUUAUUAGACCAAUAAACUGAGGCAUUCAAAAAUGAUCAGCAGUCGAAAUGACCACCUCUACAAGAACGGUGCUAGUCCAGGCAUUCAUUUCUAAUGGCUCUACGAAUUUCGUUCAGAUCAUGGACGAAUACGAUUCAUCAUUUACUUUAAUUGGAAAGCGAGCCAUUUGGCAUAAUGGCAAUUUAUUAUAAACAGAUUUAUAUUGCUUCUUUCAAAGUGUAUCAGUUCAUGAUGAAACAAUAUAAUUUCAAAUGACAUUUAUGCCAAAUGACCCAGACCCUUUACAGUGUCAUUGAACGGAGUCAGUACUCAGCUAGGCCCCUGGCUUUAAUUUAGAUUCCAUAUCCGGGUUUUCGAAAAUCGAUGCAUAUGAGCUAAAAACAUUUUAAUUUAUUUAUUUGAACAAUAAUUAGCUGUUGGUCCUUAAAAAAUACGUCGUUGUCAAAAAAAUGUUACAAAAUUAUCGCAGCUGCAAAUUAGGACUAUUUCAUCUGAAUUAAAUACUGUUUUCUGGCGCAGUUGAUUAUGCAUACUUUGGCAUAGUUUACCACUUCACUUGACUUUCUAGCCAAAUUGAACAGCUUUCGUAGUCGCACAUGUUGUGAUCUUCAUAACUAAACUACCUACCUUACACAGUCUCAUUCAAUGCCAACCCCAAGAAGCAUAAGCAACGAAUUUCGGGUGCAAUCUAUUUUUGUUGCAGGACAUGCGUCGAAUAGCAUUAGCACCUAUUUGUGUGGGGUAUCUAUAUCCCCCCUUUGUAACGGAGAACAAAUAGUACAUAAAAGAAGCCGCGGUAACAUCAUCAACCAUCUCAAAACAAAAUGAGAAAGUAUGGUAACAGCAAAGAUCACAUUGUAACAACAACAAAAAAAUAUCAAACAUUAUAAACUUUAUGGUUGAAAAAAAAAA